This is a messenger RNA of Solenopsis invicta (red fire ant), 2821 nucleotides long. Its product is annotated as KICSTOR complex protein ITFG2. NCBI's taxonomy places the organism in Eukaryota, Metazoa, Arthropoda, Insecta, Hymenoptera, Formicidae. The transcript has 9 exons. Gene Ontology annotation, cellular component: KICSTOR complex. Gene Ontology annotation, biological process: regulation of TOR signaling. The coding region runs from base 836 to 2704 and encodes 622 amino acids. The record is from RefSeq and is a predicted model, not a curated record. Gene Ontology annotation, molecular function: protein binding.
CCGCUCUCAGGUUCCUCUCUGCUCCAACGCAGGCAAAUAAGACAAAACAGUAUAUACAUAAUACAUUCACAUAUUUUACCUGUUUCAUUUUACUCUUCUUUCUUCUCAUUUUACUUUCAAAAAAGGAAACAAUCUUUCUUAUACGCAUAAAAUCUUUUGAUUAAAAUUUCUGAAUGUUCUUUUGAUAAAAUAAGGGAGUAGCUCCAAUACACGAGAUAUUUUGUUCACAUAACCUAUACGAGAGAUUUCUUGCAUCAUUAUCGCUAAGCUGAAUGUAUGAUUACUUGUGUUGACAUUUGAGAUACUUAAAAUCGUAUCAGUUGCACGAGCAACGUGAGUGAUGAUCGCUCGUUGUUGGGUCAAGCGUGCACAGGACAGAGGAGCACCUCGCGUCUUUCUAUUGAAGGCAUCCCGAUCGGGAUUGCUUUUUGCGACACAGUCGGAUAUGUCGCGAGAGUGGAGGGAAUCUCUAUGCAGCCUGCGCUGAAUCCAGAUCUACGAUAUCCUGAUUACGUGUUCCUGAAUCGCUGGGUUAUCCGGAAUCAAGACGUACAGCGCGGCGACAUAGUGUGCAUCAUAUCUCCCAAGGUGCCGAAUCAGACGCUCAUCAAAAGAGUUGUGGGACUACCUGGGGAUAUCAUAGGCACGCAUGGAUACAAGAUCACUGCUAUUCAAGUACCGGAAGGACACUGCUGGUUGCAGGGAGAUCAUACUGGACAUUCUAUGGACUCUAAUACCUUUGGGCCAAUAUCUCUGGGUCUAAUAACAGCAAAAGCUACUCAUAUAAUUUGGCCGCCAAAUCGGUGGCAACAGUUACAGCCUAUAACACCCAAUCAUGAGAGCUGUUAGCUUUGUAAAGAGAUUGCAAUGGGAAUUACCUGGUACUGUAUGCAGACAUGGCUUAACCAUAGGUGAUGUUGAUAAUGAUGGUGAUAAUGAAUUGGUUGUUGGUACUGCCGAAGGAGAACUUUAUAUCUUCAAGGGAUCAGAGUUAUGGCAGAAGAUCACUGGUCUCGGUCUUAUAACUAGCGUAGCAAUUGGAGAUAUUUUUAAUUAUGGUCGCAAUGCACUUGUUGUUAUCUGUGGUGAUGGGUGGACACAUAUAUUUUACAGUCCCAGAUCUGUCAAUCCUAAUAACUCUAACAUAUGUGCAGGCAACCAACAUGUUAGUAAAGAUACAAAUGAGCAAGAUAUCUUUAAAGCAAAUACUGUAAUUCUUAUAGGAUAUGUAUGCACAGAUAUAGGAAAUUCCCAAAAUACAGAAACACAUGUUGACAAUACUAAUGAAAUCAAUGAACUCUCUGGAAAAAUGGAAUGUGUACAUGUACAAAGGAUCCCAACUAAUACAAAGAUAGUGCUGAUAGCUGAUGUUGAUAAAGAUGGUGCUAAUGAAAUGAUUCUCGGUUUGACAGAUCGUGUUGUGAGAUCUUAUAGAUGGUCAAGUAAUGCUGAUUUAGAAACAGGAAAAUUAAUUGGCCUAAAUAAGUGGGAGUGCACUAAUCAAAUAGGAACAGUUACAUUGCAACAUACUGGUGAUGGUACGCCAACUCUACUGGUAGCACAACCUGGCGGUACAUUCAUGCGGAUUAAGUGCAAUCCCGAAGAUUGUCAAUCAAAGAAUAGUUCCUGCGAGGCUGUCGAUUAUCAGACAUUAGGAAUAUCUAGGAUGCGCAAUCAAAAUAUUUCAACGGAAAUUAUUGGAAAUUUAGAGCCAGGAAUAAUGCCGUUUAUUUCGACGAUUGAACCGAAAAUGUCUAGUUACAUACCUAAAGAUAAGUUGCUGAAGCAAGGUUUCACAGAUGAUAGCCAAAUAGACAUGAAGACCUUUAAACCUGCUUCACUCGAGUUCAAAAGGAAUUAUUCGCAACCUGCUUUUCGAAAAAAUAGUCUCGAUAUGGCCGGCGAGUAUGAUAGAAAUUUUACAGUAGAAAAUCAAGGACCAGUUAGAUUUUACAGUCCCGUUGAAUCUUCAAACACUGAUGAAAUUGAUGGCAACUUUAUCGGUGGCAACGUUAUUCUCGGAGAAUACGAUAACGAAACUGUGAAAAAUAAAUUGUUACCAUCUUUUACACAUUUUUCCCAUGAUAAUAAUAAUGAGAAUAAUAGUAAUAAUAGUAAUAAUAAUAACAAUGGUAACAAUGUCAGUAAAUCGAAUCAGGAAGGAACUAUAAAAGACGAUACGGAUUCAAACAAUGAUGUCAUCAGUGGGAAUAUUUCAAAGGGAAAACCUUAUGCUUUGGCAACGCUUGAUGGAACUAUUAUGUUGGUACAGGAUGAGGUCAUUUUAUGGGCUAUGCAAGUAGAUCAUCAGAUAUUCGCUCUGUGUCGAUUGGAUGUCACAGGCGAUAAUUCUGAUGAGAUAAUUGCUUGUGCUUGGGAUGGUCAGACUUACAUUUUGGAUCAACAACGGCAUAGUGUACGCUUUCAAUUUGAGGAACCAGUCAGAGCUUUUUGCACAGGAAAUUAUAAUGUAAUUCCGGGAACGUCUAGUCCAAGUCUGGUGUACAAUACCUUCAAUAACAAGAUUUUUCUUUACUAUGACGUCACUUUGCCGAGCAUGACAAUUACCCCUUUGAAUCCCAUGAAGGAUUUUGAAUCUGAUGAAAUGCAAGUUUUAGAGAAAUUAUUGGGCGAGUGUAAUACAAAUGACAAACAGCAAAAGAUGCAGCAGUUAACUGAAUGGUUGAUGUAUGGCGUACAUUAGUUUAUGGCAAGCAAAAAUUUAUAAUUAUAUACAGCGUGAUUCUUAUGUAACAAUAUAUGUUUUAAGAAUCGCCCCGUAUAGGCAAAAAAUGUAUAAUAAAACGUACAUCUUCUGUUA